This is a messenger RNA of Chelonia mydas (Green sea turtle), 5097 nucleotides long. RefSeq names its product von Willebrand factor D and EGF domain-containing protein. Lineage: Eukaryota; Metazoa; Chordata; Testudines; Cheloniidae. The coding region runs from base 1 to 5097 and encodes 1698 amino acids. The transcript has 25 exons. Gene Ontology annotation, molecular function: calcium ion binding. The record is from RefSeq and is a predicted model, not a curated record.
AUGCACUAUCCAGACUUUGGGUUCAGAUGGACAAGGUUUACACCAGAGUCACUACAAAUUGCAGAGGAUGACAAAGAACAUGUUUUGACCAUUUUAAGUACUGUACCUAUUAUCUGCCAAGGUCAAGGUGACAUCUGUAAAAUUACUUUACAGCUGAAAAUUGAAGAUUCUGAUAACCUAUUAUUGGGGCCCCCAAACAUAGCCCUUUCAGCAUGCCAGGUGGAUCUCCUGCAUGUGCCGUGUACAGAAGGCAGUUGUGCAAGAGCCUCUCUCACUGUGACAGCUGUGACAGACUUUGCCCAGGAUGGAGACCGCAUCAGCUAUAUCAGAGCGGAGCCAGUCACAAGGAGCGAACUACUCUGGAGAGCUUAUGCGCCAAAGGAUGUAAAGGUCACAGUUCAAGACCUCCCAACAGGGAACUGCUACUCUUUCACUGAUCCACACAUUAUCACAUUUGAUGGAAGGCGUUACGACAAUUAUAAAAUUGGAACCUUUCUUUUGUGCAAGAGCCUGGCCCGUGUGUUUGAGGUACAUGUACGACAGUGGGACUGUGGAAGCCGCCAGUAUGCUGUUGCCUGCAACUGCGGUGUAGCUGCCUGGGAGGGUAAUGACAUCAUCUUGCUAGACAUGUGUAAUGGUCAGUUUCAGGAAACCAGACCUCAGCUGUCCAUUAAGAGCAUUGGCGCAUCACCUCAACGUGUCAAAAUCGUGAAGUCCUACGGAGGGAAAAAAAUUACCAUCAUCUUCCCUUCAGGAGCAUUUGUUCGAGCUGAUGUCAGUGAGUGGGGAAUGAGUUUGACAGUCAGGGCACCAAGCAUCGAUUUUAACAGCACCAGAGGUUUGUGUGGCAUCUUUGAUGGGAACAGUCAUAAUGACUUCCAUAACACCAGCGGGAGUCCUUUACUAUCACACCAGAGUAACAUGCCUGAGGAAGACUUCAUAGAAGAGUGGAGAAUACCCCCAGGGAAGAGUUUAUUUGACAAGACUCCACCAAUCUCUGAAGGGGAGAAAAGGAAAAAUUACUGCAGAUGUCAGAAGGAGCACACUCUAUCUCUGCACUCUGUAACUACACCAAAUGCCUUUCAGAGGUCUUUUCCACAAUCUCUAGGCUGCCAUUAUGAUAAUGUGGAUUAUACUUCUGCAAUCCCACAUCUAGAUGUUACAUCAGAAUAUGUCACUCGCUUAGAAAUAGAAUCUACUUUAAGAAGUGAUGGGAAAUUGUUGGCCAAAGCAUUUGAUCAAAGAUAUCUGCCUAAAUCAGUCAAAAAGAGAGAUAGCCACGAUAGCAGAUUAAAACAAUACGCACAAAAAGUUUCCUUGAAAAAUCAAAAAAACAACAGUUUUAUUAACUCUACUAAACCAGAAGAAGUGCUAGAUAGAGCAAAAAGGCAAGAAGACUAUUCUGAAUACUUACCUUUUUAUUCAUUUCAAAAUGAGAGUCAAAAGGACUUGGAAAGCUUUGCAUAUUUUUUCCCAGAGGAUUACUUUGAAGGGAUUCAGCCGAAAGUUCAGUCAAAAUGGCCUACUCCAGGUGGCCUAACCUCAACCAAAGCCUUGGAGAUCUGUCAGCAGGUUCUUGCUAAUUCUACUAUUGGCUCCAUCUGUAAAGACAUCCUUGGGAGACAGCUGGAUAAGGCAAUUGAUAUGUGCCUUUUAGAUCUGCAACUCAAGGAUGACCUGGCGUGGGAAGGUGCAAUGAUAGCGUUUUUGGAAAAUGAGUGUGAAAGAAAAGUGCUAGAAAAUAGAACUAAGCUGUUUCAUACAGCAAAUGGGCUACUUGCCACUCACGAGGAAAUACUCACAGCUCUCAGGUGUCCCAAUUUCUGUAAUGGCAACGGACAGUGCACAGAAUGGGGGUGCCGAUGCUUUGAAGACCACAGUUCCUAUGACUGUAGCAUUGCCAAGAAGAACACUCUGGAGAUCACAGACUUAGAGAACAGGGGUCUCUGUGAUAUACGAGUUUCUGAUUGUAACAGGAUCCGGGUGUUUGGCCUCAGCUUCAGAGACUCUCCUGAUCUGCACUGUGAGGUCACCAGAUUGAUUGUAAGCAAUGUACCAUGGGAGCGCAAAGUCAAUCAGCAAUACAGUAGAACUAUUUACGUGCUUACAUUUGUAAAAGCACCUACUCCUCAUCUCAAUGGCAACUGGAUAUCAAGAGAACAAGAACCCACAAAAGCAGAUUUUCUCAGCUCUACAGCUGUUGACUGCCAGAUUCCUGUUCUGAACAGCACAGAAACAGAGGCUGCGCGCUUCAUGGCUGAUGAUGAACCAUUCGCAAGAUGGCAAGUGAAAAUUACUAAUGAUGGCUUCCAGUACAGCAAUUCCAAAGUUCUGACCCUGUACGAUGGAGCCUGCCAGGUCUGUGAAUUCCAUCCAACUGGACUUUGUAAGUUAAAGGAAGAAACUUGUAACAUAGAUGGACUAUGCUACAGUGAAGGAGAUUCAAGCCCUACUAGUCCAUGUCUUCUCUGUGAACCUGACAUUUCGAAAUUCACAUGGUCUAUUAAUGAAAACAAUCUACCUCCUGUGUUCCAAGUCCCUUCCAGCCAGCUGCUGACGUUUAUUGGUGAGAAUUUUGUUUACCAGUUAAUAGCAGUGGAUCCUGAAGGGUCGGCAGUGCUAUUCAUCUUAGAGGCUGGGCCACAGGAUGCCACGCUGUCUCCUGCUGGCCUUCUUAUCUGGAAAGUCGAUUUGGAAGAACCGCAGAUCUUUGAAUUCUCUGUGUCAGAUGAAUGCAAUGCACAAAGCAGAUACUCUGUUGAGGUUUUAGUGAAGCCUUGCAGCUGCAUGAAUGGUGGAUCAUGUGUUACCAAUAUUAACUUCCCUCCAGGAAUUGGUGAAUAUCUCUGCAUAUGCCCCAGUGGAUUUGAUGGGAACUUUUGCCAGGAAAAUAUAAAUGACUGCAAACCAAACUCAUGUGGGAGUGGCAUUUGCGUGAACAGUGUAGAUAGCUACACUUGUAAAUGUCCAGCUGGUUUAAAAGGGCUUACUUGUCAGGAAGAUGUGAACGAAUGUGAAGAGAAUCUUUGUUUUCCUGGAGUGUCUUGCAUAAACACCUUUGGAUCUUAUAUAUGUGGAACUUGCCCCAGUGGAAUGGAGGGGGAUGGUAAAUCUUGCAGAUAUGAGGCCAUUGCUGACAUUACAGAAGAUUUCAUUAGUGAUAAUAAUAAUGCCAAAGGUGAAUUGAACAAGAUAGAGGGUGAAUGGCCAAUGCAACCCUUAGAGGCAAAGAAAGCUCCUGCAAUUAAGAGUGUUAACGGUAGUGACACACAUGGUGUCAGAGCUGCUGUACGACCUAUUACUACCUGUGCCAAUAGGCCAUGCUUCCCUGGGGUCUUAUGUGUUGAUCGUAAACCUCCUGAUAUUGGGUACAUUUGUGGUCGGUGUCCAUCAGGCUUUUUUGGAAAUGGACGAAUCUGUACACAAACUCCUAGACCAGUGUCAAGAUCUUCCUACAGUCGUACAGAUACUGCUGAGAGAGGUAAUAUAGACACUAAAGGCUCCUACCAAGAAAAAGUUGUCAUAAAGUCAAGAAAUACUGAUUCUAAACUUUCCCAGGCUCAAAUCCCAAGACUAGAACACGCUUACCUUAUGACAAGAAACCCAACAGUCACUGAUAUUCAAUCACUUACUUUGAAAAGGAGGGUUUCCCAGCCUCAGGCAUCAGAUACAAGGAAUACUGAUCCAGAUUCCUCACUACUUCAAAGAGCAUCUUCCCAUAAUAAAGUAAAAAUAAAAAAUUCUACACAUGAUCUACUUCUGCUCCAAGAACCUAGCCCCAAAGCAGCAACUGUCAGAAUGACAACCCAGAUCCCCUCCGAUUAUAAGCUAAAUGUUAGAUCGCAUGCAGCUGGGACUAUUUCUCCCUAUCAUGGGAAGAACACAAGUUUAUUAGUUACAAGGCCACAUGCUGUUCGACGGAUCCAGCCAAUAUUUGACUUUUCCCCUGGAAAAUGGUCCAGUAGGAUUGCAACUACAAAGACUAAACCAGCCCAUGCUUUUAGAACAGAGCAACCAAAGACAUCUGCUUUGACAGCACCACUAACCUCCUCAUUCCAUCUGAGAGCUCCUUUUUCGGGUAUGGCUCCCCAAAGUGCUAACUUCCCAGUACUUCCCAGAACUUUUGCUCAAGCAAGGAUUCCAGAACAGAGAACUGCAAUCAGAAAGUCAAGUGCCUCAAGAGUGGAUCAUUUGGCGCUAUCAAAAACUAUUAACAGGGUGCUGCAUCCAAACAAGAAAAUCACAUGUGCUAAUAUGCCGUGUUUUAACAGAGUGCAGUGUGAGCCAGCCAAAGAUGGAGGAUUUAAAUGUGGCCAUUGUCCCUCUGGAUACAAUGGUGAUGGAAUGACAUGUCAAGUGUUGUGUGAUCCACCUUGUGAGCAUGGAGGAACCUGUGUGGCUCAGAAUAGCUGUUCCUGUGCUUAUGGAUUUGUUGGUCCUAGAUGUGAAACAAUGAUAUGCAAUAGACAUUGUCAUAAUGGUGGGAAAUGUGUAACACCAGAUGAGUGCAAAUGCAAAACUGGAUGGAGCAGUCCUUCCUGUGAAACAGCUAUCUGUAGCCCUGUUUGCCUAAAUGGUGGAAUCUGUGUACGUCCAAAUACCUGUGCUUGUCCUUAUGGCUUCUAUGGACCCCAGUGCCAAACUGCUCUUUGCCAUCCUCCUUGUAAGAAUGGUGGCCACUGUGUGAGAAAUAAUGUGUGCACCUGUCCUGAGGGUUACGCUGGAAGAAGGUGUCAGAAAAGUAUCUGUGAUCCCAUGUGCAUGAAUGGAGGGAAAUGUAUAAGCCCAGAUGUCUGUGACUGCCCAUCUGGUUGGAGGGGCAAGCGGUGCAAUAAACCUGUUUGUCUGCAGAAGUGUCUGAAUGGUGGAGAAUGUGUAGGCCCCAGUGUCUGUGCAUGCUCUGAAGGAUGGAUAGGAAUGCUGUGUCAGACUCCUCUUUGUGAGAAGUGUCUAUUUGGAAGCAGGUGUAUAAGACCAAAUGUAUGUGCCUGUAGAAGUGGAUAUACUGGUUUAACCUGUAGAAAGAAGCAAAACACAGAACUGACUGUGAAUGCUGCCAUUACAAGAGACUUAGCACUUGAUGGCCAGUUGACAUGA